Doryrhamphus excisus (bluestripe pipefish) is the source of this 2956-nucleotide messenger RNA. It is a transcript of the gene them4, whose product is annotated as thioesterase superfamily member 4. Lineage: Eukaryota; Metazoa; Chordata; Actinopteri; Syngnathiformes; Syngnathidae. The record is from RefSeq and is a predicted model, not a curated record.
GCGUCAGGCUGUGCCGCCACUGCAUGCCGGAAGUUGACAGAGGUGAACUCUCGUCACAUGAAGGCAUAGUUUGUUUUACUCGUUUCAAUUUCCUUCAAUUUAUAAGCAUUUUAAACUAUUAUAGUUUGUUUGUUUUACCAUUAUCUUCAUGCCAAACGCACACAUGGCGAGAACCUUCUUCCGAAUACUGAAAGGCUGUCAGAACCUUGCUUCAACCCCAUCCAAGUACCCUCAACCAUUCACAAGCAGCGUUGUGCGCACCAUAGUGGGGAUGCCCUUCCCGUUUUCUUUCAAGCCCCGGGACUUCAGUCAGCCAAAUUCCUCCUGGAGUGAAGAAAUGAUGCGGUUAUAUGACUACUACAACAGCCAGUGUGAGGUGGAGACUGAAAGCGGGGAGAAACAGAGGGGACCCUGGAGGAGACUACCCAGCUACAAUCGCACCCUCAAGUAUGCUAAAGGUGGCGCCUAUCUAAGUAAAUUGAUCCAGUCCAAAAACCGUCUCUUUACCCGCAGCAUCAAAACCGCAGGGGCCGCCUUUGAGUAUGUUGUUUUUCUUAACAAAGAAGAGCAGAGGGCCGUCUGCAUUUUCCAGGCGGGAUACCUGCUGGAGGGGCCCCCGGGACAUGUCCACGGGGGGGCAAUCGCCACCAUGAUUGACUCUGUGACAGGGACUCAUGCAGCGUACAUAUCUGGACCUCUGAUGACUGCCAACCUAAACAUCGAUUACCGCAGCCCGAUCCCACUGGGAAGUACGGUGUUAAUCGAAAGCACCCUCGAUAAGAGGGAAGGCAGAAAGACCUUUAUUUCCUGUAAAGUGACCAGCACCGAUGGCUCCAAGCUGCACACGGAGGCCAAAGUCCUGUUCCUGUCAAUCAAUGUCAGCCAUUUAUUGGGAGUGUGACACAAAUCUAAAACGCUAUUGGUUGUGUCUCGUUGGACUUCUUGGGAAAAAAGUUUUUUUUUGUGUUUUUUUGUGUUUUUUGUGUUUUUUUUGUGUGUGUUUUAUGUGCCUAACUUAUUUUAGAAUUUUUUUUUUUUUUUUUAAGACAGUGGGACACUAACCAUGACUUCAAACUGUUACACUCGUUGUAAAAGCCUUAUCAUAUGUCAUUCACUGCAUUGUUCAGAUUGUACUGAGCAGCCAGAACUGUUCCAAGGUUCUAUGGUUAUAAUCACACUUUUUCAAUUUGUUUUUUUUUUUUUGCACACUUCUGUGGUGGCGUUACAAAAAGACAAAAACUCAAGAUUUUUGUAGCUGUUAGAUGCCCCCCUCACCCCCCUUCCCACCCGAGGUUGGACUAUAUGUGCCGACUUGUCAUGUCGUCACACGAGUGCUACGUGACGUCCGUACAUUUCCAUAUCGUACUAAUUUAUCUUACUUGACUACCUCAUUAUUUACUAACACCAACAUCACACACUGUAAAAUCUUCUCCACAUGUCGGGUCCUUAACAUAUUCAAAACUUAAUAUGCUGUAUGAAUUUCUAAAAAAAUUCAUACAAAAUGAUGAAAGUAUGAGUCGUCUUUUAAAGUAUCAAGAACAGACAAAUGUGUCGCUGAGACAGUCCGAGCUAAAUAUACAUCAAAUAAAACGCAACUUUGACGUCAAUAGAGAAACUCGCAUCAUUUAUCCGACACGUAUGGAUGUUCUUCAGCCCCCUCCCACUAUAAUAUUGCGCAAUUAUCAUCUCGUAUAUAGUGCUGACAUUGCACACAUCUGAGGAGCACGCACUUGUGUGGUUUCUCUGUCGGAGGGCCCCUUUUGACCUCAGUUGAAAAGCUACCUUGCUAUCUGUAACGUAUUUGCGGCGUGUGUGUGUGUGUGUCAAGAGUCGUGGUCAAGGUCAGGCAAGGGUGUUGUCAGUUAAAACUAUUACACACACACACACAAAAAAAAAACAUGACUAUUAUUAUACUAGGUUAUUUUAAAGAAAGUCCUUUAGUGUGGUUCUCCAUGGUUCUCACCUGGAAAAGGGGGCAGUGCCAUCUCAGGGUCGGGGAUGAGAUCCCUCUGGGUUUUCUUCAUGAAUGAAGGAAGGGUGGAACGCUAGAGGCAGAUUGGUGCGGCAGAAAGGACGGGAUCAAAACUGCUACUUUCAGCAUCGUUCCUAAUAUGAAUGGAAAACUUUAAAAUAAAAAAAACUUAUCUUUCAUUCAGCUCGCUUGUAUCCAAGAAGUUAUUCCCUGAUUUAGUAAACAACGAAAAUACAUUUCUGGGGAUCACAAUAGACGAAAAUAUGAGCUGGAAAACCUCAUAUUACAAAUAUACAACAUAAGGUGGUCACAAAUAUUUCAGUAUUGAACAAAGCAAAAUUUUGUUCUCAAUCAGAAAUCACUCCACACUCUUUAUUGCUCUCUGGUUCGAUCAUAUCUUACUUAUUGUGUGGAAAUAUGGGAUAAUAACUAUAAAAGUAAUCUUCACUCGCUAAAUGUACUGCAAAAAAGAUAAAAUAAAAUAAAAAUAUUAGGAAAGCAGGAAGUGAACAAAUUGGAAGUUUUCAGGAAGUGAAAAACAGUUACUGAUUGUAAAAGUACCAGAUGGAGGGGUAGGAUUUAAUAAGCUUUGCUUCUUCCUACUCCUUUUGGACAUGUGGAACUGGGAACUGAUUAUGUGAUGCAUUCAAUUGUAUUCUGAUGCAUGUUCAAAUGAAAUUAAACCAUUACCAUUACCACUUUGGUACGUGACAAAAAUUAUAAAUAAAAAAAAUUAAUAAAUUUUUUUUUUAACUAUAUUAGGAAAGCAGGAAGUGAACAAAUAUAACUGUUACUGAUUGGGAUGCACUCAAUUGUAAUCUGAUGCAUGUUCAAAUGAAAUAAAACCAUUACCACUUUGGUACGUGACAAAAAUUAUAAAUACAAAAAAUUAAUUAAUUUUUUUUUAACUUAAACUAUAUUAGGAAAGCAGGAAGUGAACAAAUGUAACUGUUACUGAUUGGGAUGCACUCAAUUGUAAUCUGA